Molecule: messenger RNA, 375 nt
Organism: Penicillium antarcticum
Lineage: Eukaryota; Fungi; Ascomycota; Eurotiomycetes; Eurotiales; Aspergillaceae
Product: CVNH domain-containing protein
Exons: 2
Coding region: 1-375 (124 amino acids)
Source: RefSeq, a predicted model, not a curated record
AUGAUCCAGAGUCUUUACACUUUACUUUGCAAUCUUCUCUCCGAUAUCAACAAUAUGAGUUUCCACGAAUCUGCCACUGACAUCGAGCUUGAGGAUGGUCAUAUCCUCAAGGCUACCCUGCGUAACGAGGAUGGUGAUGAGCAAGAGUCUACUCUGGACUUGAACGGUAUCAUUGGGAACGAUAAUGGCCAAUUCUACUGGGAGGGCGAGAACUUCCACGAAAGUGCCUCCGAUGUCAGCUUCGAUCGUGAAGGAGACGACGAGCUUCCUAUUCUUCGGGCGGUUUUGGGUAACAUGGAUGGAGAGGGUCAGGAUGCGGACAUCAACCUGGCCGAGCGUAUCACCAACAUCAACGGCGAAUUGGUCUUCCAAUAG